Messenger RNA from Amborella trichopoda, 3106 nucleotides. RefSeq names its product ATP-dependent zinc metalloprotease FTSH 8, mitochondrial. Gene Ontology annotation, cellular component: m-AAA complex; chloroplast thylakoid membrane. Gene Ontology annotation, molecular function: ATP binding; ATP hydrolysis activity; metalloendopeptidase activity. Lineage: Eukaryota; Viridiplantae; Streptophyta; Magnoliopsida; Amborellales; Amborellaceae. Gene Ontology annotation, biological process: mitochondrial protein processing. The record is from RefSeq and is a predicted model, not a curated record.
GCUGCCCGUGGUUUUCUGCGGCUAUCUUCUGAAAUCCUCGAAGCUCUCUCUCUCUAAAAACAAGUUUCUCUCUCUAAAACAAGUCUCUUUCCUCUCUCAUCGUUUUUUUGGUUCAUCCGUUUUCUUUGUUUUGGUGGCCAAGGGAGUUGUCGUGAAGCUAGGGCACGCACAUAUCUCUCUGCAACUCAUCGUGUGAUUCAUGCUUAGUAACAAAGAAGAAUGAUUUUCCUCAAAAUCAGUCGCUUCAUUUCUCGAACGAGAGCUGUAAACGGCUCUCAGUUAAUUGGAUAUGGGGCUAGAUUGGGUGCAAAAACUGAGUCGAUAAUAGGGUCGUCGAAGCCAAAUGAUGGCUUAGGGUUGGGGUAUAUGAGCCGUUAUUUGAGUUAUCUUGCUGCUAGUGGAGAUUUUCCGACCCAUGGCAAAGCUGCUAUAGAUUUUAUGCAUGGUAGAUGCUUAUCACAACUCCUCCUCUUGAAUCCUGGAAGCCGGAGACUUUUUUGCAGUGAAGCCCCAAAAAAGAAAAAUUAUGAAAAUUUCUAUCCGAAAGAGAAGAAGGAAAUACCGAAGGGCAGCAACGACCAGCGCAAGUCAGAUUCAAAAGACGAUUCAAAUGCUGAUGACCAGGGGAGUUUUCAAGAGAGUUUCAUGAAGCAGUUACAAAGUUAUUUGACACCUUUAUUGCUUAUCGCAUUCGUGCUUUCAUCUUUUUCCUUUGGCCCCCGUGAUCAGAAACAGAUUAGUUUCCAGGAAUUCAAAAACAAGCUUCUGGAGCCCGGAUUAGUGGAUCAUAUUGUCGUAUCCAAUAAAGCAGUGGCUAAAGUAUAUGUUCGGAAUACCCCAAGUAUUAACAACCAAACCAAGGACGAUGAUAUCCAAGGACCUGGAACUAAUUCCCCUCCCAAAGGAAAUACAGGCCAAUAUAAGUACUAUUUCAACAUUGGAAGUGUUGAAUCAUUUGAGGAAAAGCUGGAGGAAGCCCAGGAAACACUGGGAGUAGAUCCUCAUGACUAUGUUCCUGUAACAUAUGUGAAUGAAAUGGUUUGGUACCAAGAAUUGAUGAGAUUUCUUCCUACAGCUUUGGUUCUGGGAUGUCUCUUGUACUUUGGUCGAAGGAUGCAAGGUGGAUUCGGCAUUGGCGGUAGUGGAGGAAGGGGUGGUCGUGGAAUAUUCAAUAUUGGAAAAGCUCAUGUUACAAAACUGGAAAAGAAUUCUAAGAACAAGGUAUUCUUUAAGGAUGUUGCUGGCUGUGAUGAAGCAAAGCAGGAGAUUAUGGAGUUUGUCCAUUUUCUGAAGAAUCCAAAGAAAUAUGAGGAAUUAGGUGCUAAAAUUCCAAAAGGAGCCCUUCUUGUGGGACCUCCUGGCACUGGAAAGACUCUUCUUGCAAAAGCUACUGCUGGUGAAUCGGGUGUGCCAUUUCUAUCAAUUUCUGGUUCAGAUUUUAUGGAAAUGUUUGUUGGUGUUGGACCUUCAAGAGUGAGGAGUUUAUUUCAAGAAGCUAGGCAAUGUGCACCUAGCAUUAUAUUUAUUGAUGAGAUUGAUGCUAUUGGUCGAGCAAGGGGACGUGGGGGAUUUUCUGGUGCAAAUGAUGAACGUGAAAGCACUCUCAAUCAGUUACUUGUGGAAAUGGAUGGGUUUGGUACAACUGCAGGAGUAGUUGUACUUGCAGGCACUAACAGGCCAGAUAUUUUAGACAAGGCUCUUUUGAGGCCAGGUCGAUUUGAUCGACAAAUUGAAAUUGACAAACCUGAUAUCAAAGGUCGUGAUCAGAUCUUUCAGAUCUAUCUGAAGAAAAUAAAGCUUGAUAACAAUCCAACAUUUUACUCUCAGAGAUUGGCAGCUCUUACUCCAGGAUUUGCUGGAGCUGACAUAGCAAAUGUUUGUAAUGAAGCUGCACUGAUAGCUGCCAGAAAUGAAGGGACACAGGUCACCAUGGAACAUUUUGAGGCUGCUAUAGAUAGAAUCAUUGGUGGUCUGGAAAAGAAAAAUAAGGUAAUCAGCAAGUUGGAACGCCGGACUGUUGCAUAUCAUGAAGCUGGCCAUGCAGUUGCAGGAUGGUUCUUGGAGCAUGCAGAGCCUUUGCUUAAAGUCACAAUUGUACCGCGUGGCUCUGCAGCCCUGGGCUUUGCACAGUAUGUACCCAAUGAAAACCUACUUAUGACCAAGGAGCAGCUCUUUGACAUGACAUGCAUGACCCUUGGUGGCCGUGCUUCUGAGCAGAUUCUGUUGGGGAAGAUCUCGACUGGGGCUCAGAAUGACUUGGAGAAGGUGACAAAGAUGACUUAUGCCCAAGUCGCAGUUUAUGGUUUCAGCGACAAGGUAGGGCUCCUCUCCUUCCCCCAAAGGGAGGAGGCAUUUGAGAUGACCAAGCCUUAUAGCAAUGGAACUGGGGAGAUCAUAGACAAGGAAGUGAGAGAUUGGGUGAGCAACGCAUACAAGCGAACAUUGGAACUCAUUGAGGAAAAACGAGAGCAAGUGGCGAAGGUUGCAGAGCUAUUACUCGAAAAGGAGGUUUUGCACCAAGAUGACUUGCUGAAAGUGCUUGGCGAACGCCCCUACAAGUCAAGCGAACCAACCAACUAUGACCGCUUUACAAAGGGAUUUCAGGAGGAGCAGGAAGAGAAGAGCGACGCCCCUUCAGAGGGUGUGGUUAUGGAGGAUGAUACGCCAUCUCUGGAUGGUGCCGUGGUCCCGACAUAAAAGCGAGAUAUACAUUAUACUACUGUAAAUGUUGAUAUACAUGUGUUAGUUUCUCGCUCCAGAUAUAGCUGAAAUUGUACAAAUUUUAUUCAUUUCAUAGAAUUGUGGUUCCAAUUUCAUAUUGUAGUGACAGGUAACUGUAUCUCUUUGCAUGGAUCCUGGAGUCUCGAGAAGCUUGAAUGGAUCAUUUUUUGUUUCUUUUUCAUUUAAUUUUAAGAUAGUUUGCCUUCUUCCCAUGUUUUCUUCGAUGUAAGUUGGAUGUUUCCAAUGAAUGUAGGGUAAGUUGGAUGUUUCCAAUGAAUGUAGGGUGCUUCUGUAGAUGGAGUCUGUAGGGGGGAGAGAGAGAUUUCGUGUGUACCAAGACUGGAUGAAAUUGUCGAAGUGAUCGCACAGAAUAGUGACAUCCUUU